Molecule: messenger RNA, 715 nt
Organism: Monopterus albus (swamp eel)
Lineage: Eukaryota; Metazoa; Chordata; Actinopteri; Synbranchiformes; Synbranchidae
Gene: szrd1
Product: SUZ RNA binding domain containing 1
Exons: 4
Coding region: 88-564 (158 amino acids)
Source: RefSeq, a predicted model, not a curated record
UGUUAACGUCACAGGCCGUAGACAGCAGAUGGGCGGGGUUUAUAGCAGCAGCUUUUGGCUCCACAGCGUGUCUGAGCAAAAUGAAACAUGGAUGAGGAGAUCGCCGAAAGUUGGGAGGAAGCUGCUGAUAGUGGGGAAAUGGAAAAGCGGUUAGAAGAGAAGCUAAGGAUCAGUCAGAAAGAAAAGGAGUCUGGUUAUAAUUCUUCACGAUCUCUGUUGAAGACCAUGAUGAUACAGGAUGACUCUCUACCAGCAGCACCCCCACCUCAGAUUCGCAUUUUGAAGCGGCCUACAAGUAAUGGAUCACUGGGAUCACCCUUGAAUCAGAACAGGCCCACACCACAGGUCAAGUCUCUGGCUCAGCGUGAGGCGGAGUACGCCGAGGCCAGGAAGAGAAUAUUGGGCAGUGCCUGCCCAGAGGAUAUGCCUCAGGACAAGCCCAACACUGACAGGCCAGGGCACCAUAACUCUACACUGCCUUCAGAGGACACCCGGUCAAAUAAUCACACUGUCCGGCAGCCAGCCGGCCCAGAUGGUAGCCAAGGGUUCCGACAGAACAGAUAAAUGGGCCCAGGAGCCUCCAAGCCAUCAGUGGCCUCCUGAGAGCAAGAAAGCACUGUAUUCUUAAACGUCCUUCCUUCAUUUCCAAUAUAUUGGAUGUGCUGUGAGCACGGCCACACUGCUGCCCCCACCCCCCACCCCACCCCCAGCAGUC